Staurois parvus is the source of this 471-nucleotide messenger RNA. NCBI's taxonomy places the organism in Eukaryota, Metazoa, Chordata, Amphibia, Anura, Ranidae. The record is from the annotation of a GenBank genome assembly.
AUGUGCGCGCUCCCUCACACCGACUCGGACAGUGCCCUCCACCGACUGAUGAGGCGCCUCCUGGAGGCCCGGAGGACUCUGGAGAUCUGCAUCUUCACCUUCUCCUGUCCGCCGCUCGGCCAGGCCGUCCUCCUCCUCCACCACCGGGGGGUCCGAGUCCGGGUCAUCACCGACAGAGACUACAUGGCGGCCGCCGGCUCCCAGAUAGGAGCGCUGAGGAAGGCGGGGAUUGUGGUCCGUCACAGUCAGUCGUCUGGUUUCAUGCACCAUAAGUUUGUGGUGAUAGAUCAGGCACUUGUGAUCACGGGAUCCAUGAACUGGACUGUACAGGCCAUUCAGGCAAACAAGGAGAAUCUUCUCAUUACAGAUGACCAGGUCUUUGUGAGUGCGUACCUGCAGGAGUUCCAGCGGCUUUGGGAGGAGUAUGACCCCGCCACCUACGAUUUCUUCCCAGAGAAAGAUAAGUCAUAG